Scomber japonicus (chub mackerel) is the source of this 2121-nucleotide messenger RNA. RefSeq names its product interleukin-17 receptor C. The coding region runs from base 71 to 2017 and encodes 648 amino acids. Gene Ontology annotation, molecular function: interleukin-17 receptor activity. NCBI's taxonomy places the organism in Eukaryota, Metazoa, Chordata, Actinopteri, Scombriformes, Scombridae. The record is from RefSeq and is a predicted model, not a curated record. The transcript is spliced from 15 exons.
CCGCAUUUUUUUCUUUCUUCAGAGUUUGACUGACUGCCAGGUGAACAAAGAAUGUCUUCAUACUGCUCCCAUGCCAAAUACAGAUGUAACUCACGUGGAACUUAAAGCAGUUCUGUGCUGUUCAGCCAGACAAGACUGUGAACCUUGUCUGAGAAUAAUCAUCACAAUCAAAGAAACGGGUCAUGCACAUUACAUUUCUGAGGAGUCUGGUGACCAAAAUGAUGAUGAGCUCACAAAUCCAGUGGCAGAGGGAAGUGCUCAGUUUCUGCCUCCUAAGUCAGAAGUGAAAGUGCAACUUAGCUCCCCGGGCAUCAUAGAUUGUUACAAGAUGAUCCAGUUUAAACCAAGCUACCAUCCUGAGUCCACGCAUGAGCUGCUGUUGACAGAGAAAGUGACAUUUGGCAGUGUUUAUGUAGUCAACGUCUACACACAUGGUGAUCAAAAUAUCACAAUCCCAUCCUUAGAAGAAGCAUGCUCCAUGGAGCUUGAAGGGAGUGUAAAGGACUGUGAAGUUCCCAGACUUCAAGCAGAGACUGAUAAGCAGAAAAAUUUGGUCCUGCAACUGAAAGACACCAACCGAACAGAUGGGCUGAUGGUCUCGAUACUUUGGAAUGAAAUGAGUAGAAAUAUCCUUGCAUGGCCCAAAGGGAAGGAAAAAAUGGUCCUUUCGUCAAACUUUGUUGCACCAUGCUUGUGCUUUCAGGUGUGGUGGUCUGAAAAGCCACUUCGAAAAGAAUUCUGCCCUUUCAAAAACCAACAAGAUGUACUGGAAGGAAUGCUGCACAAUGUGUCUGUGUCCAUGGUGGAGGGUGGCUCAGGGCUGAGCUGGAAUGUGACUGCCCCCUGCAGGCUGGAGGCAGUCGUGUGGCUGUGCAAGAAAGACCCGGUAGGAGGCCAGUGUGAGGAGGUGACGGGCUCCAGACAGAGCCUCCACAGCAAUAUGGAUGCACGCUGGAUUGCAACACAUAACGGACACUGGAAAAUCGGACAUUUCAACGGGACAUCACACCCUCUGCUUUGUGUUCAGAUGAAGAUAAAUGGGUCGGAGUCAUCCUUGGAACCCCACUGUCCAUUUGAAACCCCUCGAUUGAGAUGGGGUCUGCCACUCCUCAUCGGAUUACUACUGAUUGGUUUGGCCGUUCUCGGAGCCUAUUUUGUUCAAGGGUUCAUAAAAGUAAAUGUGUUGAGACGGCUGAAAAAAGAUGAUGUUAAAGGUGCUGUGGGUGGCUGUCAUGUGGUGUUGUUGUACCCGCCUGAUGAUGACCAGGCUUUGCCAGGGCUCAUGUGCCACCUGGGCUCAUCCCUGCAGGCUCUUGGCUUCAGUGUAUCUCUGGACCUGUGGAACCAGGUUGAGCUCAGCGCACUGGGCCCUGUGCCUUGGCUCCACUCAAGACUGGACAAACUUCAAAGGCAGGGCGGCAAAGUGGUGCUAGUCCUAACCCAAACUGCGUGGAUAAGGGCUGAAGAAUGGGGAGCUGCCAGCUGGGAAAGAAACACACCUAGGGAGAAGAACAUGGAGGAAAAGGAGGCAGGAAGAAGCAACACUACAUCUCCUUGUGCAGAUGUUUUUAGUGCUUCAUUGAGCUGCAUUCUGGCAGACUAUUUACAGGGCCGUGCUGGUGAGAGGUUUAUGUUAGUGCAGUUUGAAUCACUUCCACCUGAGCCUCCAGGUGGCUGCCGACCGCUGCCAGAACUUUUCCGCGGCCUUCAUCUUUACAGCCUCCCUUCCCAGAGUCUGGGUUUUCUGACUGAACUUGCUGGGGCUCGACAAAUGGCUACUGCAUCAGCUAGACGGAAGAGGGCAGGGGGGCUCAGAAUGGCAUCCCGAGCUCUGGCACGCGGGCUGUCAGGGUUCACAGCAGGAACAACUGUGUUUCGCCUUGCAGGGAUGCCCCAGACUUGUGUCAGGGUAGGAGUGGAAGACUCUGGGGAGACAAUGCCCUUGCAACCAUGUCAUAUUUCACCACCCUCCAGCCCUGAUACAAGCCUCAAGGUCAGUGAAAUGGAAUGGGUCUGACAGCAGGGGGAGGAUGACAGAUGACCAAGCUUUAGUUUUUGGAUGCUUUCAUGAACUUCAAGAAACUGAAGUGAUACUCAAGAUGGUGGAAAAGAAGGUGACAG